Messenger RNA from Drosophila hydei, 1693 nucleotides. RefSeq names its product DNA primase large subunit (gene Prim2). Bases 66 to 1667 code for a protein of 533 amino acids. Gene Ontology annotation, biological process: DNA replication, synthesis of primer. NCBI's taxonomy places the organism in Eukaryota, Metazoa, Arthropoda, Insecta, Diptera, Drosophilidae. Gene Ontology annotation, cellular component: alpha DNA polymerase:primase complex. The transcript has a single exon. The record is from RefSeq and is a predicted model, not a curated record.
GACAGCUGUUCGACCGAUUUUGGCGCCAUUUUCGCAAAUCGCAAUUGAGUGUUUUGUUUGACAACAUGGACUUUAAUUUAAAGAAACGCCCACGACACGAUGUGAAAGUAGAAGUAAUAAGCUUGGAAGCCAAGUAUCCGCACAAUGUAAUGCUCUAUCACUAUCCGCCAACAGAGGAUAUUCAUAUUGAUGAAUUCGAGGAACUCGCUUUGGAGCGUCUACGCCUGCUGCGGGUGUUUGAUCGCGCCACAACAAAAGGAUUGCGUAUGCAUUCGGAUGACUGGAAGGAAUAUGUGAAUGCUGAAAUGACCAAAGAUGGACUUCGCGGCUACAUGCGCAUGGGCACGACCCACAGUGGUGCUAAACACGAAGCGGAUGUACAAAUGCGGCGGCGUGACUAUCUGUCGCACUUCAUACUACGAUUAGCGUACUGUCGCUCGGAAGAUUUGCUGCGCUGGUUCGUGGCACGUGAAAUGGAGUUCUUCAAAUACAAAUUUGCCGCACUUAGCACAGCUGAAAUCAAGAUGUUUCUGGACGCCAACAAUUUUCAAAUUCACCCAUUAACGGAGGAGCAGAAGGACGAGGUCAAGGACGGCCUUUAUGAGAGCACAGUGGGACAGAGUGUAUCGAAGAUCGAGCUACUGGAGUUCUACAAAGUUCCCUUCACACAAGUCUUGGAUUUGGUGCGUACCCGGCGUUGUUACAUCAAAGCGGGCUUUGCCUAUGUUAACACCCAUGACAUGGUGUCCAUUGUGGGCGCCAGGCAACUGGAUGAGAUAGAGCUAGGCAUGCAGGCAGCUAAGUCUUUUAUAGCUGAUGUUGAAGCAGAUGAACGGAUUGCACGUAUGAUCAAAUCGCUGCAUAACUCGUAUACGGGUAAAGACUACACAGUAUGCAGAGAUGAAUCCGUGCCCAUUGAGUCUCUGGAUCAAUUAUCCAAGACAUCCAUGCCGUUGUGUAUGCGCAUGUGUCACGAACACUUACGCAGCCAGCACCACAUAAAGCACGGUGGGCGUAUGCAGUACGGCCUCUUCCUGAAGGGCAUUGGCGUCACGCUCGAGGAUGCGGUACGAUUUUGGCGCGAAGAGUUCACCAAGAAAAUGGACGUGGACAAGUUUACACGCAGUUACGAGUACAACAUUCAUCACAAUUACGGUAAGAAGGGUUCAAUGGUCAACUACACGCCUUAUUCCUGCCUGAAGAUCAUCAAGGAGAUGGCUGCUCCUGGUGAUUGCCACGGCUGUCCAUACAAAGCAUUGGAUCCAACUUCGCUGAAGGUGAAACUCUCUUCGUAUGGCCUCUCGGCGGGUGGAAUUGAGGAGGUUAUGCAUUUUGUGUCGCGCAAUCAUUAUCAAUUCGCAUGCGGAAAGUAUUUUAUGCUUACCCACAAUUCCACAGUGGAACCCACUAUCAAUCAUCCAAACAAAUAUUUCGAGGAGAGCCAAAUCUUGAUGGGCAAUCGACAGAAACGCGCGCCGGGACCUGCUCAACCAAAUAGCAAACUUAGACCGGUAAUAAAGGGAGGAGCCAACAGAUCCAUGUUAAAUGGCGACGAUGAUGACGAACUGUGGAGAAUAGCUGAAACACAAGAGAGAGUCUAUCAAAGUCAAAAAGGCAUCGCCGAGGCCUUUGACGAUGAUCUCGAUCUUACAGAAAUAAUUGAAUAAAUACUAAUAAAGUUAUUUAUAAGCAA